This is a messenger RNA of Engraulis encrasicolus (European anchovy), 1163 nucleotides long. Its product is annotated as proteoglycan 4-like. Gene Ontology annotation, biological process: nucleosome assembly. The record is from RefSeq and is a predicted model, not a curated record. The coding region runs from base 1 to 1062 and encodes 353 amino acids. The transcript is spliced from 3 exons. Lineage: Eukaryota; Metazoa; Chordata; Actinopteri; Clupeiformes; Engraulidae. Gene Ontology annotation, molecular function: structural constituent of chromatin; DNA binding. Gene Ontology annotation, cellular component: nucleosome.
AUGGAUGCUGAGGAUGGAAUCCCUGAAUUGCUGAGAGAAACUCUGGAUCACCUCUCCAAUGAUGACUUCAAGCGCUUCAGACACUGUCUGGAUGACCUGAAAAUAAUCUCGUGGGGAAAAUUGGAGCAGGCUGACAUAACUGAGACUGUUAAGUUGAUGCAGAAGCACUUCAAGUCAGAUGCUGGAACCACUAUGCUGGACAUCCUAAAGAAGAUAAAGCACAGUGAAUUGGCCGAGCGUUUGGAGAAUGGUCUGAAAAGAUUAACUGUGAACGGUCAGCCUCACAUCCAGCCUCAUUCUCAGCCCCAGAGCCAGAGCAAGAGUCAGACUGAGCCCCAGAGCCAGACCAUCAACCAGACCCAGAAUCAGUCCCCGAACCAGUCUCAGCCUCAGAAUCAAAACAAAAACCAGAUCCAGACCCAGUCCCAGACCCAGUCAGUGGUAAUAAACACAGCGCCUCAGGUUCCUUCUGGAGCAUGGAGUCGUCCAUCUACUGUGAUAAACAACAACAACAUCCUCAAUGCUCCCCCCCAGUGGUCAUAUGAAAAACCUAAAGGUACAAAGUGUGGUACCAAGCGAUCCAGAGCGGCAUCAGAGGAGAAGCCAUCUAAAGCCAAGAAGCCUAAGAAGGCUGCCAACCAACCCAUGGAGACACCAGUGCCAGGCUGCAGUUGGCAGACUGCAACAGCCAACCAGCCGAAGAUGGCAGCAGCACCAAAGAAACCCAAGACAGCAGCACCUAAGACUGCAGCAGCCAAGAAGCCCAAGAUGGUACCAGCACUGAAUACCGCAAUAACCAACAAGCCCAAAAAAGCAAAAGUGAAAAACCCUGCAGCACCCAAACAGCCCAAGAAUCAUACACCCAAAAAACCCAAGAAGGCUGCAGCACCCAAAAAAACCAAGAAGGUUGCAGCACCCAAAAAGCCCAAGAAGGUUGCAGCACCCAAAAAGCCCAAGAAGGUUGCAGCACCCAAAAAACCGAAGAAAGCUGCAGCACCCAAAAAACCCAAGAAAGCUGCAGCCAAGAAGCCAAAGGGGCCCAAAUCCACAAAGAGAAAGUAGCAAGACACACACGGCAGUGUAUUUUAUAAACAUACUGUCAGCUGUACAUUUCUAUAUCCGAGGAUUUGGAGGGUCUGAAAUGAUACUACAUGUCAUGUUAA